Molecule: messenger RNA, 891 nt
Organism: Heteronotia binoei (common prickly gecko)
Lineage: Eukaryota; Metazoa; Chordata; Lepidosauria; Squamata; Gekkonidae
Product: integrase/recombinase xerD homolog
Exons: 1
Coding region: 1-891 (296 amino acids)
Biological process (GO): DNA recombination; DNA integration
Molecular function (GO): DNA binding
Source: RefSeq, a predicted model, not a curated record
AUGAGGCUGGCUUUGGCCCCCUCCACCCGGAAAGCGUAUGAUCGUUCCGUUCGGCAGUUUUCGGCUUUCAGGGAACAGGUAGGCUUGGCUGACCUGUGGCCUAUUCCUGUGGAGCAUCUCAUGCAGUUCUGCGUGGAGCUUAAAGGUAAAGGGCUUGUAGUUAAAUCUAUCCGGGCAAAGUUGGCUGCCUUGGCCUUUACCAGCAAGGUCCGGGGCCUAGUGGACUCGUCCGGUGACUUCAGGCUACGCAAGAUGCUCGAGGGAUGGUCUCGUGAACAGGGCCCGCGUUCAGACCCUAGAAACCCCCUUUCUCCGGAGGUACUUAGGGGGUUCAAUAGGAUGUGGCCCACAAUUUGUUUUUCUAAGUUCGAGGCCUUGUUAUUCCAAGCUGCUGCCAUGUCCGCCUUUUUUGGUGCGCUUAGAGUCAGCGAGCUGGUGGUUAGCUCGCGGACUGACAGUUCUGGGCGGGCACUUUUGAUGGGCGAUGUAAAAAUUACAGGUGAUGGUGUGGCCAUUAGGCUGUGCAGGUCUAAAACCGACCAGCGACAUAAAGGAGUAACGAUCACUUUGGGUUCGUGCCACGACAGCGAGAUUUGUCCAGUUUUGGCUUUGAAGGGCUAUAUCUCUGUGCGGGGCAACGAUCCCGGCCCCUUUUUCAGGCACGAGGAUGGGUCCCCCUUGACCAAAUUCCAAUUUUGGUCUGUCACCAGCCAGGCAUUAGUUAAGCUUGGGUUGUCUGGCUUUCGGUUUGGGACCCAUUCAUUUCGUAUUGGGGCUGCUUCCACCGCAGCCGCCAUGGGGUACCCGGGGCCAGCCAUACAGCAAGUUGGGCGGUGGCGGUCCUCGGUGUACAAGGGUUACGUACGGCCUAUUUUGCCUGACACGUGUUAG